Messenger RNA from Drosophila ananassae, 1065 nucleotides. Its product is annotated as mucin-12. The record is from RefSeq and is a predicted model, not a curated record. The coding region runs from base 28 to 1065 and encodes 345 amino acids. NCBI's taxonomy places the organism in Eukaryota, Metazoa, Arthropoda, Insecta, Diptera, Drosophilidae. The transcript is spliced from 4 exons.
UCACUCAUCAGAUCUUCUUUGAAUAGGAUGAUGUUUUUACUAAACCUUCUGUCGACUUCAUUGGCAGCUCAAUCCGUCCCUGGAUUUAUUUGCAUUCCCCCAUAUGUUUGGUCCGUGGAUAAUUGCAUUAUUCCAUCAAUUCCCAAGGAAACCGCAACCCCUCCCCAAUUAUUCACGAUUCCCCAAUUCACUAUCCCGGAUAUUCCAGAUGUUCCAGAUAUUACGGGUUUCCUACCCAAGGAACUUAAAAAAGUUCCAACGGAACAACCGUCCCAGCCAGCAGCCACCGAAGCCACAACUCAAAAUACAAUUUCUCCGGGGGCUGGUGCUGGAGGCCAAGACACUGGUACCGAAACCUCUGAAGGUGCCCAAGAUGGUCAAACUACCUCAUCUCCUGGAAGCUCAGGAGGAGAGGAAUCUACUGAAUUCCCUGCAAGUGCAGGAAAAUCAACUUCUUCCCCUGGAAGUUCGGGAGGAGGAGAUGCUUCAUUAUCAUCUGAAAGACCAAAAGAUGGUGAAACUACAUUAUCUCCUGGAAGCUCCGGAGGAGAUGGAACUACUGUAUCUUCAGGCAGUGAAGGAGGUGGCGAGUCUACUUUGUCCACUGCAAGUUUGGGAGGAGUCGUAGCUACGUUAUCCUCAAAAGGUCUAAAAGGAAGCACCGGAGGAGAUGAAACCACUGAAUUCCCUGGAGGUGCAGGCGAUGGUGAGUCUACUUCGUCCUCUGGAAGUUUGGGAGGAGGAGAAGCUUCUUUAUCACCUGAAAGACCAAAAGAUCUUUCUCCGGGAACCUCAGGAGGCGGAGAAACUACUUUAUUCCCUGGAAGUGCAGGAGUCACGAAGAAAACGAAAACCACACCACGGUUAUUUUUCACGAUUCCCCAAUUCACCAUCCCGAAUAUUCCACAAAUUCCGGAUAUUCCGGGCUUCCGACCCAGGGAGCUGAAAAUAGUUCCAACGGAACAACCGUCACAGCCGGGAGACAUCGAAGGUACAGAAGAGGAUACAAUUGAUCCGGAAGAUCCGGAGGCUCUGGUAGGAGAAAAUCGCAGGAUAUAUAUAUAA